ACUCAGUUUCGCGUUGUCAGAAAAAAAUUGACUGAGAAGUAGCUCUUUAUUUCGUAAACACAUUUCGUAACCAUUCAUUUGCAUAAACAGAUUUACAAGAAUUAACUUAAAAAAACUGUAACUUACGUGAUACUGCAGCAUAUUAAUCAGAUUUCAGUCAUCCUGAAGAGUUAACUGCCUCAUAUCUGAAAGAUGUUAAAAGCGAUUAUCAUAAUUGGGGGCCCUCAAAAAGGUACCAGGUUCCGCCCCCUGUCAUUCGAGGUGCCCAAACCUCUGUUCCCUGUGGCAGGAGUUCCCAUGCUGCAGCAUCACAUAGAAGCCUGUGCCCAAGUUCCUGAUAUGAAAGAGAUCAUAUUAAUUGGUUUUUAUCAGCCCAAUGACGAACUUAACCACUUCAUUUCUUCUUCUCAGCAGGAGUUUAAUCUUCCUUUUUGUAUCUCAAGGUACCUGCAGGAGUUUGCCGCCCUGGGUACAGGUGGAGGGAUCUAUCACUUUCGUGACCAGAUCCUGUCUGGGGGUCCAGCUGCAUUUUUCCUCAUGAAUGCUGAUGUAUGCUCUGAGUUCCCGUUGAAGGAAAUGCUUCGGUUUCACCGUCAACAUGGCGAGAAUCAUUGUGGAGUCUUGCUUGGAACUACAGCCAAUAGAACACAAUCUCUGAACUACGGUUGCAUUGUGGAAAACCAUGAGACAAAUGAGGUGCUCCAUUUUGUGGAGAAACCUAGUACUUUUGUAAGUGACAUUAUCAACUGUGGUAUCUAUUUGUUCACACCAGAUAUUUUUGGACACAUUGGGAAGGUUUUCCAGAGGAAUCAGCAAGAGAGGAUUCAGGAAGAGUUCACUAAUGGCAAGCAGAUGGCAGAGGUGAUUCGGCUAGAACAGGACAUCUUUACAACCCUAGCAGGACAGAAAAAACUCUUUGUCUACAAAACACAGCAUUUCUGGAGUCAGAUAAAGUCUGCAGGGUCAGCAAUAUAUGCUAGUCGUUUGUACCUCAAGCAGUAUCAUCAGACACAUCCCGAGAGACUAGCCACAAACCAAGACGGAACCCCCAAAAUUAUAGGAGAUGUUUAUGUCCACUCGACAGCAAACAUUGAUCCCUCUGCUGUGUUGGGUCCUAAUGUUUCCAUUGGCAAAGGAGUCACAAUUGGAGGAGGCGUAAGAGUGAGGGAGUCCAUCAUUUUACAUGGAGCCGUGUUACAGGAUCACUGUUGUGUGUUGAACAGUAUUGUUGGGUGGGACAGUACAGUGGGGAAAUGGGCAAGAGUAGAAGGAACUCCAAGUGACACCAAUCCCAACGACCCAUAUGCCAAGAUUGACAGUGAGACACUGUUCAGGGAAGGAGGUCUAACCCCAUCCAUCACCAUCCUUGGCUGCAAUGUGAGUAUUCCAUCAGAGGUCAUUAUUAGGAACUCUAUCGUUUUGCCUCAUAAAGAUCUCAGCAGGAGCUUCCAAAACCAGAUUAUCCUAUAGAAGACACUUUCCUCUAUUGUGUUUAUAAAUAAACACUGUAGGGUCAUGUAGAAAGUAUGCCUAAAGAUUGCACAAAGUAUUGUUUAUCAUUAUUUAAUGUUUAUGUAUUUGUUAGUUACAGUUCAAAGAAAAGGAGUCCACUUGUGAGGUCAAAUUGUGUUGCAGUAAUAUAGCAUGAAAAAUAUGGUUCAGCUGUGAAUUUUCCUAAUAAUUUUAGGACUGGGAAUUUUGUACUGAAUAGCUCAUUCUAUGUUGAUACAGCAGCCUUAUACACAUACAGUAACAUAACUAGAUUUUAGUUUUAUUCCUUCAUUACAAAUCACGCAUACCUGUACUGCCUUUUUAGGAAAACAAGGAGUGAGCAAUGAAGUAUUUUUUAGAAACUGACACAUCUGAAGCCAAAUAUUUUUGGCAGGAAUGUAAAAGAUGGUGAUAAGGUUUAGUAAAAAAAAAAAGGUUGAGGAUUUUAAUUUUUGUUUUCUGUUGCAACAAUGUAUUAAAAUCAUUUAACUACAGAAACAUCAGAACGUGUGGAGUUUUAUCAUAACAAAUUGACGAGUCCCCUGUUUGAGCCACCAGACUGAGCCUAAUGCUUUUAUAUUUUAAUUAAAAGAUUAGAAAAAAUUAAUUGAAUACACCACAAUGUUUUAAACAUGUUACUGAAAUUUCCAUAUAUCAAAUGAUUGAGUAAUGGAAAAAAUAAAACUGAUAGUGCCGUA
This is a messenger RNA of Carassius carassius (crucian carp), 2189 nucleotides long. RefSeq names its product mannose-1-phosphate guanyltransferase alpha-B-like. NCBI's taxonomy places the organism in Eukaryota, Metazoa, Chordata, Actinopteri, Cypriniformes, Cyprinidae. The transcript is spliced from 12 exons. Gene Ontology annotation, molecular function: transferase activity. Gene Ontology annotation, cellular component: cytoplasm. The coding region runs from base 193 to 1470 and encodes 425 amino acids. Gene Ontology annotation, biological process: biosynthetic process. The record is from RefSeq and is a predicted model, not a curated record.